Messenger RNA from Penicillium salamii, 768 nucleotides. The record is from the annotation of a GenBank genome assembly. Lineage: Eukaryota; Fungi; Ascomycota; Eurotiomycetes; Eurotiales; Aspergillaceae.
AUGGCUCCACGUCCACGCCGUCCGCGACCAAAGAUUUCCCUCUGGGCACGGUUCAGAUGGUGGUUGCGCUUCUGCCAUUCGCCUUUGAGGCUUAGGGGAAGCUACCGACGCCUCAGCCAUCAUAACAGGUAUCCAUUGCUCAAGCUCUUGCGAAUGUUCAUACCAUAUCCGACUUGGUAUUUUCCGAUCGAAGGCCCAUUCCCUCUUCGACCACUUAUCGAAGAUACACAAAACAAGACCAAUAUAAUCAACUCCCACUUUGGAGAUAUACAUAACCUUCGAGAUGUUCCUAUCUGGCAGUGGCGGGACACCCCGCUACGAUCCAUUUAUCGACUCUAUGAGUUACAUCUAGCUGACAAGUAUGCUCUGAUUGGCUGGGAAACAGAGUACUUCUUCUUUCGUCCUGAUUGGAAGCUGGUAGACAUACCUGAUCCUAAGGAUCCCGAUCCGAUUCGCUACGCCAUCCUCGCUUCUAUCACCGAGGAGAUACUCGACGCGUUCAACUGGAGAUUGAGCUUAGGCCUACGGAGGAAUGGAGAGAAAGUAUUACGGGAGGAUGAAGGUGACCCGUGGCCGCCCUUUACCCCAGAGGAGCUACCCAACUGGACAGCCAAAGUGGCACCAAUUGAUAAGGGACAACUCAAGCAGACCGUUCCGCCUAGCAGCCUUGACGCCGAUGGAAAUCUGGUACUUGAGGAACGCGGCAAAUCGCUCAAUUUCAGAAAACGCAACAUCAUCACAAACAGCGGAUGGCUCUAUACUAUCUAA